GCUUUCCUUGCUGGAAGUCUUGGCACAGAGACAGUGGCUUCCUCUUUUGCGCCAUUCAGCCCACGCGCAUCGUGACCUGCUUGCCACAGGCGCCCGUCUCUCAUAUUUCGACAGGCCAAUUCUCUUUCCCCAUCUUUUAGCCGAGUUCGACAAACAUGGCAUCCACAGAAGAUAUUCCGGAUGCUACUCUGGAUGCUAUAUUCUCUUGCGCCGUUUGCGGGGACAGGUUCAGUGAUGUCUACAAGGGCCACACACAAGACGUCGGUGGUCUCUCUGAUGGCAUAAACAGAAGAGACCGGUUGGUGACACGGCUCUAUGUGGGCGCCUGCUGCCACGUCAUUUGCAUCAAGCACAUAGGGGAUGGCGCUGGUCCCGCAUUUCACGCCGCUGGGAAACGCCCAAGUGCGCCAUGCCCCGUGUGUAUCGGCGAGGGCCACAGCGAUCAGCCUCGUGAGCUCUUCUCGGUCCGUGGGUUCGAGGCCGGUGAAUAUGAUCCGGCCAUCCCCAAAGAUUGGUUUUCGACUCCGCCAUCCAUGCUGCUGAAUGCUAAAGAUAGAGACGGCGAGACGGUUCGGUUUCACUACCUCGCUCUCCGACGUUACAUUAAGCAUGCAGAUGUGCUCUUGAAACGCACGCAAGAGGAUCUAGCCCAUACGCAAACCAAACUGCUCUUGGUGACGGCAGCGCCCGACCACGAGAGAAUUGAUCGCUACCAGAAGGAGAUUGAGCGGCUUCGACCGUUCGAAGAGGAAGCGCGUAGACUCAGAUCGGAACGAUCUCUGAUGAAAGAACGACUGGCCAGUGCCGGCAUCCCAAUGCCGUUGCAAGCCCUCCCAUCAUUACCCGAAGAUAUGGUUGUGGAUGAGCGCGGAUGUUUCGUUCACCCCGAAAUGACCCCAACUAUUUCGGAAUCAUCUGCUGUGGAUUUAGGACUCAGUCUCCAACCGCAUCCACGCCCACUGAAACGAGUGCGCCCUCGAUCACCUAGCCAUGACCAGCAGGCUGCGCCAUCGAGCGCUGACAUGAUGCCUCCACCACCGAAGCCGCCGGGGAGGAUUAUGUCAAUGCGCAAAUCCAUUCCUCAGAAACUACGCGAGAAAUUCUUGUCCAAGCCUGUUCCACCGCGUAACGACUUCUACUUGUUGAACGAAUCACCCGUGGCCCCAGGUGGCGGCACUCUAUAUUCAACUACCUCGCGUACGUUUGACGCCCGGAACUCCGAUGCAGAUAUGUUUAGAGGUGUGCAUGACCCUCGCGAGCCGCAGAGCGAUCGUCAACGUUCAAUUCAUUCACGAGCAUCCCAAUAUGACCAGGAACGUCUUGAAACAACUGAGACUCGCAAUCCUGGGCCGCACCAUCUUGCAGAGCAUCGGCAGUUCAGCGGUAUUCCUUCGCGCACAUAUCGCACUCUUCCAGACCCUCUUCGAUCGCAUGCAACUGGAUACCCCACCAAUGAGUUCAGUCACUCUGAUAAGUCUGACCCAAUAACUCCUCCAGCUGUUCUGUUCAAAAGACCUGCUGAGCGCGAGCCAGACAGAAUACUGCGAACAUUCCGCCACAUUUCAAUCGCUAAGGGACCCAUCUAACAAU
This is a messenger RNA of Periconia digitata, 1590 nucleotides long. The record is from the annotation of a GenBank genome assembly. NCBI's taxonomy places the organism in Eukaryota, Fungi, Ascomycota, Dothideomycetes, Pleosporales, Periconiaceae.